This is a messenger RNA of Juglans microcarpa x Juglans regia, 575 nucleotides long. RefSeq lists its product as uncharacterized. Lineage: Eukaryota; Viridiplantae; Streptophyta; Magnoliopsida; Fagales; Juglandaceae. The transcript has 3 exons. The record is from RefSeq and is a predicted model, not a curated record. Bases 96 to 569 code for a protein of 157 amino acids.
CUAUGCGGUUUUGUCCCAGUUGGAAGGAGAGAGGUGGUUGAAAGUUGAAUAAAAAACUUUCAUUUUUACGAAGUAGCAAAAGGAUAGCUAAGUUCAUGUUUCUAAGGGGGAUGACAGCUUUGUGGGUGGCUAAGGGGAUUGAGGAUUGUUUAGAACUUAACUGCCAUGAAGGUUUCUUUAGAGAGCUAAGGAUGGGUAAUGGAGUUUUUAGCAUUCAACAUCAUGUUAAUGCAAGGGGCAGUUUUCUGCAGUUCUCUGAAUUCCGAAAUGGAAGGAGGAAAGGUUUAUUGGUGAUUCCGGAGGGCGCAAAUGACAUUGGAUGGAAAGACUUUCUGCAGUUCAUUUUAAGUGUCAAUGAAUCCAAAGCCACUUUUAGAAGCGGGGAGUUUGUUGAUGGAAAAAUAGUGGGAAGGCCUUCUUCAAUCAAAGGUGCUUCGUACGCAGCGGUGUUGAGGUCAUUGGCGGGUAGUCAGGCCAAGAUCAGCUCAGCGGUAGAAAGAAAGGGCAUUGCACUUGUAGGAGACAAAAGACCUCAGGUGACAUUGAGAGAGUUGGAGGGAGUCUUGUAGGAUGUC